AUGCAGCAGAUGCUGGUGGAGCAGGUGUUUCUGAUGCCCACCGAGCGUCAACCGACGCUGCUUCGACAAAUUAACCGCAGCAGGAUCACGCUCAUCUUCGACGAUGAGGCGGACCCCAUGGAGGAAUUAUCUUCAGACACCUCCACCGCCAACGAUCUCACGCUGCCUCAAUACGUUGUGCCCUCCCCUGUGGUCUACACCCUUGAUGGUGUCACCGCCUACAGUGAUGGAACCCCGGUACCAGCUGCUGAGGUUCCCUCGAUCGUCAGCCCACGCACAGGUCUAGACUUCGCCGCUACAGCGACGCGUCGACGAAGUCAUACGCCGGAGUUCUCACGCCCUGUCCCCUGGCAGGUUACUACACCGCGUACCUCGGAGGAAACGAGCGGUGUCUUGGCCAAGUCCCGUCCCACGAGUGGAGCCCCGCAAAGUUUGCGACCGGCAAGGCCAACUUCAGGCUUCUCCCUGAGGCGUACGCCGCUACGUGCUGCCUCUGCUGGUUGCAAUCAGCGAUUGAGUCGUAGCGUCAGCUCAGUUAGCCGAACCAGUGUUCUGGGCACCCUCACUUUGUCCCAAAUUUCAGAGAGUAUGAGCACAGUUGCGCCGAGUAAUGGUAACAGCUGGACAAAGUCCAAUAGCAUUGACCUUUCGCAGAAGGCGAAGAUCACGGCUAGCAUGUUUCAGUCGGCAUUAGAUCGGUACGUUAAGCUGGAUGAUCAAAGUUACUUCCAGGAAAUGGUCCGCGUUUGUUUACCAUCGCAAACAGAGGAACAAUGGUUUGAGGAGGAACCGAGCAAGCCGGCAAAAAAGAUUGAAGGACUAGUUUUACUAUUGAUGCAUGUACGGCGUUGUGAGGGUAUCGAGAUUGAUGAGUCCAUGAAAUCCCCCAUUGUAAAAGUAUUCACCAACGCUGGUGUGCUUAUGCGUACUCCGGUUAUGGAAGACCGUGAAGAACCUGUGUGGCCUAUUGAAGUUGCCUCAUGUAUCAACUUUGUCCAUGCAGACUUGGAGGUUCAUUUCACAAUAUGUGAUGCCGAGGAUGAGGGAAAGAUUGCGUAUUCCGCCACAUUGCCUACGGGCAGCCUUCGAGAGAAUGGAGGUGUGGGCAAGGUAUGCAUACCUAUGCAUGCUGAGGAGCUUGGCUUAUCUGAAUCAAGCACCGAUGUUGGGGCGCAAAUUGAGGUUUGCAUUAUGGCUGUGACAGCCUCCAAGAACAGUAGUUUGAAGAAGCGCCUUGGUGACGAAGAAGAUGAGGAAUCUUCAGAGGAUGUUAGUACGGUAUACCUGCAGGUAUUGGGAGUUCAAGGUUUAAAGCAUCGUAUUGAGGCGGUUGUCAGUGUCUCCGUGGAAAGCGAUGGAAAAAGCAAAGAAAUUCUGCGUACUCCAAGAGUCACACCUAAGACUCGCACACCCUCUUGGCCAGGGCAAAGUAGUUUCUGUGUCGUUAAAAGCGAUGGCGCUGUUAGCUUUGACUUGUAUCACCGUGAUGCGUUCUUGGCGUCGUACGACACCCCCGUUGAUACCCUGGCCUUUGGUGGAACAGGCAUUUAUGUCUUUCACUUGGUUCGGGCACAGGGAGACCCAGGCGAAGUUUAUGGAGAUAUCACAGUCUCCAUUCUUGGUCUGAAGGCGGCCUCUGUGGAGGAGCGCGCCUUGAAUCGGCCAGCCAAGGUUCUCAUAUUGCACGUGGAAAGCUUGAAUUUGGCGCUGACUUCGGGCGAUUUCACUCCUGACCCAUUUGUUAUUGUACGCGGGUUAAAUGGUGAAGUUAUACUGCGCACCGCACUCAAUCUUGGCACCUACAACGCAAAAUGGACCGAGGAGGAGGCAUCGUGUUUUAUCAUGUGUCCAAAGCUUGAAGGGGCUACUGCCAUCUAUCGGUUUGAGGUGUACGACAACAAUGAGUCCAACAAAAUUGGAACAGCAGAGAUGGCGGUGUCUACAAAUGGAGCACGGCGUAGCCGCAUGCAGCUUCCUGUGGGGAACUGUGGGGCGUUGAAUUUAGUGGCUCACACCUUUCCUGUUCAGGAUGUUCCCCGGCCACUGCACGCGAGCAGAGAUUCUUUGCCCAUUGACGGCAACGAGGAAGGCUUCUUGUUAUCGAUUCAUGUUAGUGGGUGUGACAACCUUCAGGGUACGGGCUUUGACGACUUUCAGAUUGAUCCCCUCGUAACCGCACGCGUAGGACGAAGGCGCGUGGUGGUGGCACCAUUGAUUUCCGGAAGCACAGCUCCACGGUGGCCGUAUCCGAAGGCCACGUUUAUUCUGCCUGUUUUGCCAGAGCUCUUAAAUUAUGUCACUCUAGAGGUGUGGGAUACAAACAUCGAGUUGUGUGAUGUGCUUGGUGUCGCACGCGUCUCAGUUGAGGAACUUUGCCGAACAGGCACGCACCAUUUUCUGCUCCAACCGCACAAGGAUCAGGAGUUUGGACGGCGUCAAAAUCUGGGCACUAUCACGGUAAAAACUCGCUUUGGACGAAGGAACGGCGAAGUUGUUUCCGAUGGCUCUUCGGAUUUACUUUUGAUUGGGAAUAGCUACGGUGGAAGUUUGCUGGAUAACCGUCUCUUUCAAACCCCAGGCGACUCCCCAGAGCUUUCUGUCACGCGCGUCCGCGUGCAUCUCUCCUGCUGUAGCGCUCUCCAGACGGAGACGCCAAUUAGGUUCAUCAAGGCCACUAUGUCAUGUCUUCAGCACGUGUUGUUGGAGGUUAAGAAGGAGUACGACAAGUCCAGUAGCGUGGCCUGGUCGCUGGAGGAGGCCCAGGUAGUCGUUGACCUGCGGUCAAUUUAUGGCCGUUCGCUGCGCUUGACAGUUGCGGGCAGUUCCACGACUCCUGGGGGUGAGUACACAGACAUUGGUUCGGCGCUCGUGCCUUUCUCGACACUCGGCUCGGCUGCCCCAGAGACCAUUUCGGUUCGGAGCUUUUUGCUUACAGACUCACCGAGCGACGAACACCACCCGCGCGGAGUUGAGAAGAGGGAGCGUUCGCGAAGUAUUAGUGUUAGCGCGGAUGCGCCGACCAUCACCCUCUCUCUCUUCGCAUCGGGCGCGGCGCGCCCCGUAGGCCUGGGCGGCGAAUAG
Molecule: messenger RNA, 3081 nt
Organism: Trypanosoma conorhini
Lineage: Eukaryota; Euglenozoa; Kinetoplastea; Trypanosomatida; Trypanosomatidae
Product: putative nucleotide-binding protein
Exons: 1
Coding region: 1-3081 (1026 amino acids)
Source: RefSeq, a predicted model, not a curated record